AUGCAGAUCUUGCCAAGGUUAAACGCAUUCUUCAUAUUCAGGGUGACAGACAACAGUGUAGUAAAACUUAACACCUCUCCUCCGUCUCUUCCCCAUGAUAGUAUCAUCGUCCUCCAUAGAUCCUGCUUUCCGGAAGCUGAAUCGGGAGGGCCAUCCGCUCGCUCAUGUCACAAAGUAUGUGUUGAUCCUGAGAGGAGACAAAUCUUUGUGUUAGGCAGGUAUCUUGACAUUCAGUUUAGAACUGCUGGAUCGCUUAAGGUAAGGUGA
This is a messenger RNA of Nezara viridula (southern green stink bug), 267 nucleotides long. Lineage: Eukaryota; Metazoa; Arthropoda; Insecta; Hemiptera; Pentatomidae. The record is from the annotation of a GenBank genome assembly.